This is a messenger RNA of Aspergillus clavatus NRRL 1, 1971 nucleotides long. RefSeq lists its product as uncharacterized. The transcript has 4 exons. Lineage: Eukaryota; Fungi; Ascomycota; Eurotiomycetes; Eurotiales; Aspergillaceae. The record is from RefSeq and is a predicted model, not a curated record. Bases 1 to 1971 code for a protein of 656 amino acids.
AUGGUGGCAGAUAUGAAGGACACUUCGCUCCGAGCUCUGCCAUACAAUGCGGCUGAAAUCACCGAAUAUGACAAUUUGAACAAUUGUGACGAAAUAGAGUUGACUCCAUCUGCGUCAACCAUGUUGCCUGGGCCGCAAGCUCAAAGCAAUACCCAUCCCGAACUCAGGAUACGUACGGCACCAUCCUAUGUCGAUGGACUGAGAGCACAACUGGAUGAGGAUGAGCCUCCGCAGUCUGUUAUCCAUGCUCCUCCAGGCUUUGCACAAUUUAUGGGCAACGGUGAUACCUCUAGCACGAUGGAGAGAGAUACAAAAUUUGUGAAUUCUGGGGCCGCUCCAGAAACCCCACUCAAGGGCCAGGGUGAUAGAACGCGAAAAAAACACGCUACCAGCUUAAUAUCGCCGUCUCCUUUAACGACCAGUAUUGCGCCCGCACAGGACUGGUCAGAACGGGCUACCCCUCGAGCCCAAACGAGGCAGGAUUUUGAAGGGAUUGACGUGCAGUCUCAUUUCAAUGACGUUAAUGGGGAAUUUCACCGCUCAAGACAGAGUGUGAUUGAAGACGUGCCUUAUCAGGAAUCCGUCAAUGGUGGUAGUUCAAUUAUCCUGGAGCCUGGACAUUAUGAAGCUUUGUCUCCAACAUUAAAUGACACCUCUCACACACUCGACUUCGCAGCUCGCCAUCUUUCUGAUGGCGAGGCGGAGAUGAAAGCUCUUAAAACAGCACUUGCCGAAUGCUGGACACUCUGUAACACAUUGGCCAAGCUAAGCUACAUACAUCGCGGUCGUCUUGCUGACACAAGUGACUCCGCCUGCAUACAAGAAAAUGCUUGGACAUCCUGUUGGAGGUUAUGUCAGGGACUGUAUGAAAGUCAAAAAGAUGAACAUGCCUCGCAAGUCAAUCCAAUGUUGGAUCUUUGCCGUGACUUCUGCCAGACUCUAUUUGAGGCCCGUGUGCGUGACAAUGAGCUUGCAGAUUCGGUCCUCCGAGUCAGCUUUGAAUUAAACAAUCAUCUUUUCAAUACACAUGAUCGAAACCUUCCUGAGGCCUUCCGAGAGAGGACAUUGGAUUUUUACAUCACCCUGUGUCAUCGUCUAAUGAAACAGAGGACUCGCAUGUCGGAGACUGACUCUCUCCUGAAGGCAUGCUGGUCCCUGGCUGAGAUGCUUUUCACCAUUCGCCAGAGUAAGAAGGAGGGAAGGCGAAUGGAUGAGGAGAUAUUCAGCUCGGCAGUUCAAGCUUGCUGGGAGCUUUGUGAUCUUUUUCGCGAGGGAUGGACACAAAGGAGCUUGCGUUGCUCUGACCGUGGAACUCCACGGCCCAGUCAGGCGGCUUUUCCACGUGUUAUCCACCAGGCUCAGCCACCCGGAAUAGGUCCUGCAGAUGAGGUUACAGGUCAUCAGGGCAAUCCUGAAACCCCGACGACCAUUUUCGACGAAACUGCUACAUUAUCGCCCGAAGAAGCCCCGCCCCAAAAUAUCUUCGUUCUUGGGCAGAGUGUGGAUCGUAAUGUACACAAAAGAUGGCCUUCGAACUCCUCAACUCUGUCAGGCCAAAGUCAGUCUUCCGAACAAACAUCUUCGACAUACACUAUAAAAUCUCCAUCAUCGAAUGAUCUGACCCUGAAAUGUAUCAAGGCUCUGGUUGUCAAGGCUGCAUUAGAUACUGGUUUUCAACCUGGAGGGGCACACAGUCUCCUCGCUUUUGUUAAGAGUCUUCCGUCGGAUGCAUUCGGAUCGGCGCCGUGGCAAAUGUCUCUUCUCAAGAGUUAUAGGAGGCUAUUGACGCUUGACCCAGCGUUCCGUAAUGCCGGAGCUCAGCCUUACCGGAGUGCUGGGGAUAUAGCCAAUGCGGUACAUAUCACAGUACAAGGCGGCCGGCAUCCAUGGUUGCAAGAUCUAUAUCGCCUAGUCUUCGGCUUUCAUGUAGAGGAAGCCUCGAGUCGGGAAAGCAAUACGCCUCAGACAUAA